AUGUACUAUUUCCUUUCCAUGCUCUCCAUCUCUGACCUAGGCUUAUCCCUUUCUUCUUUACCCACCACUUUGGGACUAUUCCUAUUUGAUAUCCAUGAAAUUUAUGCAACUGCAUGUUUUGCCCAGGAGUUUUUUAUCCAUCUGUUCACAGUCACUGAAGCCUCUGUGCUGUCUGUCAUGGCAUUUGACCGAUAUGUGGCAAUCCACAACCCUUUAAGAUACAGCACAAUCUUAACCAGCUUGAGAGUCAUCAAAACAGGGAUCUUUCUGACUUCCAAAAAUGUUCUUUUGAUCCUUCCACUGCCCUUCCUCUUGCAACGGCUGAGAUACUGUCACCAAAACCUGCUCUCGCACUCCUACUGUCUCCACCAGGAUGUCAUGAAGCUUGCAUGCUCUGACAACAGAGUCAAUGUCGUGUAUGGGCUCUGUGCUGCACUUUCUACCAUGCUGGAUUUGGUGUUUAUCGCAUUCUCCUACAUCAUGAUUUUAAAGACUGUGCUGGGAAUUGCAACCCCCAGAGAGCAGUUCAAGGCCCUCAACACCUGCAUCUCUCACAUCUGUGCUGUGCUCAUCUUCUACAUGCCCAUGCUGAGUGCAGCAAUGCUCCACCGUUUUUCCAGGAAUGUGCCUCCUAUGAUCCAUGUGCUUAUGGCUGAUAUUUUCCUUCUGGUGCCACCACUGAUGAAUCCCAUUGUGUACUGUGUAAAGACUCGUCAAAUCCGGGAAAAGGUCAUGGGCAAAUUUUGUCCAAAAAGAAGCUGA
This is a messenger RNA of Otolemur garnettii (small-eared galago), 762 nucleotides long. RefSeq names its product olfactory receptor 51A4-like. NCBI's taxonomy places the organism in Eukaryota, Metazoa, Chordata, Mammalia, Primates, Galagidae. Gene Ontology annotation, biological process: G protein-coupled receptor signaling pathway. Gene Ontology annotation, molecular function: G protein-coupled receptor activity; olfactory receptor activity. Bases 1 to 762 code for a protein of 253 amino acids. The transcript has a single exon. Gene Ontology annotation, cellular component: membrane. The record is from RefSeq and is a predicted model, not a curated record.